CGACAAGACAGCGCGUUUUUGUUGGUGAAGACAUCGUAUAGAUAUAGAUAGAAGAAGUGAAUUGUUUGCAGAGCAAUCGCUGACAUGUCUGCUUCCGCUGAGCAAGAGGACCCCUCUGCCGCUGCGGGGAGCAGCUCAGCGAGUAUGGACGUCGACACGGCCGAGGAGGUCGGUGUCGCCAAGAACACCACCGUCACAGAGGUCGCCGCGGCGCAGCAGGCGGCCUCGAGGGCGGAGGAGGACGAGACGAUGGGUGGAUUCGGCGUUCCCACGUUUGACGACGUACGACCGGCCGUCCAGGCAGGGGGCGCCGCCGCAGCUGCCGCAUCGUCGUCAGCUGCCAACCAGGGAGUGCCCGACUUCGGUCCGGCGGAGGAUGGGAAUCUCACGCGAGGGAUGUCAGGUGCGGAGGGAGACAGAACGGGUGCGACACAACACCGCGCGCGCGUAUCGGUUUGUCUGUGUGGCGGUUCAGGUAUCAGUCUCGGCAACGGUGUGACCACUGACAACCUGCGGCUGACGUCAGACAACCCCUCGGCCCGCAAGGUGAUGCGUCUCCUCUCACCCGACUCGCCCGUGCACACCUUCAACCCCGCCAACCAGCCCAAAGGCCUCAACUUCACCCUCAGCGGCUCCAUCUUCGAUGCACUCCCACCCCUCCCACCCGCUGGGUCGCCUGGCGCCGACGGACCAGCCCGGAUGGCCUCCCCCCAGGCUCCUCCGUUCCCCUCCCUGUCGGGCGACGGACCAGGCCGGAUGGCCUCUCCCUCGGCCCCUCCAUUCCCCUGCCUGUCGGGCCAGAGCAGCAACUCACCCAAGCCCACUGGUGGGGGCGCCAUGCCUGCCACGAGCAGCUCAUCGGGCAACCCUGGCGACGGGGAGGGCCGCAGCAGUGCUUCCCAGAGCCCGGAGGGGGAUUUCAAGACAUAUGCACACGGUGCGGAGGACACAGACAGUGAGCCGGAGAGGGAACCGAGCGACAGUGACGCAUCUGUGUCGUCUGACUCCUCUUGCUCCUCCUCAGGGGUGGGUGCGCCGGUGAACCAGCCGAGUGGCGGCAACCUGAGCGUCAACUACAUGCAGGGCGGCAGGCCCUUCAGCUACACACAGCCGCCCACGGCUCAGUGGCCGGCGGCUCCCCAGUUCCCCGGCUCGUCCAGCGCAGCUGUGGCGGGCCGCAUCCGUUCGAGCGAGACUGAGGAGAGCAAUAGUUCCAGCAGCGACCACCCCAUGGGUGGUGCCAUCGCACGGUCGCGCCACCCUGCCGCCGCCGCCGCACACAUGACCAGGGCGCCCCUCAUGCCCAUCAUGGAGGGCGGGUCGAGCUCAUCGGCAGCAGCAGCAGCGGCUGCAGCUGCAGCUGGCAGUGACGAUGCCGGCCCGUCGCGGCAUGACCUGCGGCCGCGGUCAGCCCGCAACCGCAAGCGCAGUCGUCCGGGUCGUUUGUAUGAGGACGAGGGGGAAGGGGAGGCUGAGGGUGGUGAGGAGAUGGGCGAUGACGAUCCUGAAGAUGAGGACGCCGACGAGGAUGAGGAGGACGAGAUGGAUGAGGACGAGGAGGACGACGAGGAGGAUGACGAUAGCGGCCCGUCGUACUCGUGUGGCCGUGGCGGCGGCCGUGGGCGCCGCGCCAACGGCCUCGGCCAGGUGGGGCCGGCGUUGGUCAAGGAGGAGUUCGACAGCGACGACGAGAACGAGCGCAAGAUGGCGGGCAAGUACGGGCUCAAGUACCCCAAGGUGACGACGCCCCUGGCCGUCAUGAACGACAUCUCAAACAUUGACGAGACGCUCCUCAAGCGGGUGCCCGACUACUACGAGGGCAUCAGCUUCGGCCUGGGCGAGGGCGGGCGGGAGCUGCUCAGGAAAUACAUCAAAAUGACUGGGUGAGUGGAUAGGAUCCGAUCCAACACACCACACAUCCAUCCAUCCAUCCACGGUCAUCUCAUCUCUCUGUUGGUGUGGUGUCUGGUCUGGUCUGGUCUGGUCUGGUGUGUGCUUAUCUAUCUGAUAGGUACAAGGGUCGUGCGCUGCACAGCACGUCGAUCCCCGAGCUGCUGGCGCUGGCGCGCAAGGUCAACAUCUGGAACGUGGCCAUCCGCAUCCACCUCGAGUACAAGGCCUUCAUCCCCCUCUCCAAGUGCCACUUCGACAUGCGCCAGUACAAGGCGUCUCUCGCCGAGCGCAGGCGCGAGAAGAACCGCACCAAGGCGCCCCUGGCGCUGGUGACCAACCAGGCGGGCCGGCCGACCAUAGCCUACCAAGAGGGCAUCCAGCUGCCUUUGGGAGGGGAGGGGCGGAAGCAGCUCCUGGCCAAGCUCAGACAGCGACACGACAUGGACCGGGAAACCAUGGACGAAAAACUCGCAAAGUGAGUGAGGGGCUGAGGGGAGGGGAGGGGCGUCACAACAACACGCAUUCACACAUGCAUCUCUCCCUCUCUCUCUCUCUCUCUCUGUUUGUGUGUUAGGUAUGGUUUGCGGUAUUCGGCGAUGCGCGACGCGACAGUGGCGAUGCUGCUGAAGAUGGCGUGGGCGGUGGGCCUGUGGGACGAGGCCGUAUCCCUGCACCUGCUCAACCAGAGCAAGAAGGGCGAGUCGCGCAAGAACGCCAAGACCAACUACCACAGACGAUCUUCCGGAUGAUCAACCAAUCGGGUCAUAGAAAGACACUGGACGACACGUACAGCUGUGGGGAG
Molecule: messenger RNA, 2695 nt
Organism: Vitrella brassicaformis
Lineage: Eukaryota; Vitrellaceae
Source: the annotation of a GenBank genome assembly